Molecule: messenger RNA, 1930 nt
Organism: Cyprinus carpio (common carp)
Lineage: Eukaryota; Metazoa; Chordata; Actinopteri; Cypriniformes; Cyprinidae
Product: dnaJ homolog subfamily C member 5-like
Source: RefSeq, a predicted model, not a curated record
CCGCUGCUCUCUGUGCAUGAGCUGUCGCACUUGACGUAGGAACUUGAUUUCCUACUUCCUGGUCUAAGCUCUGAUCAAGAUCAAUGACUCCACUUCACUUUUCGCCGUUUAAACGCUGUAAAUAUUAGUAGAAAUGAAUACACAAGUAACUUUAUUAAAAAUCGACUACUUCUCAUAAACGUCUUUAGUGUUUUAGCAGAAUUUGAUGAUGGCAGAUACAAGCCGCCCUCAGCGCAAGCUGUCCCGAGCUGGAGAGAGUUUAUACCAGAUAUUAGGCUUGCCGAAAGGAGCUUCAUCUGAGGAUAUUAAGAAAGCAUACAGGAAACUGGCACUGAAGUAUCACCCAGACAAGAAUCCCAACAACCCUGAAGCAGCAGAAAAGUUCAAAGAGAUCAACAAUGCCAACACUAUUCUCAACGACGACACCAAACGACAGAUCUACGACGAAUAUGGCUCCAUGGGCCUCUACGCCGCAGACCAGUUCGGAGAGGAGGGCGUUAAAUACUACUUCCUCAUGUCCAAAUGCUGGUUUAAGGCGCUCCUGGGAUUGGGAAUGAUCUUCACAUGUUGCUGCUGCUUGUGCUGCUGUUGUUGCUGUUGCGGUAAAUGUGGCGGUUCAGAGAACGAAGAUCAUUUUCACUAUGUGGAUCCAGAUGAGCUGGAGGCGGAGAUGUCAGAGGAGCAGAGCAGAGGCAAUGACACAGUAAUAACAGGACAGCCUAUUCCCAGUCCUGCAGCUGGAAAUUCAGGAAACACUGUGAUUGUAGGAAUGCCCAUUCCUGCUCACUCAGAUGGAGACACUUCUAUACUGAUUACUCCAGAUGCACAUGUGGCACAGGAGUAAAGCAAACAAUGGCCUCCAGACUUGUUAGGAAGACUGAAUCACAUCCUGUUUCUGGUUGUAGAAAUGAAGACACUGCUGUAGAAAUGUGUUUGAGCAACACUGGUUUGUAUUACACAGUGCCUGUGCAAUUUUGUGGCUUGUUUGAUCACACAUAACGCUAUUUCUGUUUACAUCAUUUUAUAAUUGCCUUUUGGUUGCUUGAAUGUCUUUUGAUAUUUUUUGCAGAAACACUUUAUUUUGUAAUGCUUCAUUUAAAGCAGCUGUAUGUAGUUUUCGUACCUGGAAUUUCGUACCCGCACAACAAACUUAAUAACAGAACAGACGUUUGGAAAGAAAUAGAAGCCAUUCGCCUUAUUAGAAGUUUUGAAACUGAUACUUCAAGGUAAAAACAUACAUAGAGUUGCUUUAAAUAACCUCUAGAGUACAAUCAAACAUAUAUUGCACGACAAAUUCAACCUGAAGUAAUACCACAAAAAUGUUCUGUUUAUAUAACAUUUUCUAUUUAUCAUCUUUAAUUCAUAUAUUGUGGAAAGGUUAAACCAUGCUUUUCCAGUGAAAUCUAAUAUAUGCACUUUGUGUGCUUUUCAUUACAGUAAUUCUUAAGAGCGUAACGUUUGUAUUAUUAAUGCUGUAUUUGUACAAUGUGGAGUCAUUAAGGCUCCAAUACAUGAUAAUGAAUAAAGCCAACCGUGUUUUCUUAUCUUUAUAUGCACAUAAACACUGAUAUUUUAUCUAACAGACAACUAUAUGUGGUUUAUUUUGCCACCGUUGCAAGCGAACCUUGAAAUAACCUAACUAUUUUAUGACACAUGAAAAUUUGGUAUGAUGCUGAAGAUUAGAAGAUUCAAAUGAAUGUACAGUAUAUGAUUAAUGAAGAUUAUGCAAUAUGAUCAUAAAGGACCACUGUAAUCGUGCCUCACUGGUGAUAAAGCUGCUAAUUUGCAGGUGAAUGUUUCGUUUAUUGUGGUAACAUUGCACGGCCUCAGGGAUGGUUUUGUCUGAGAUGAAAAUGUUUUGUUUAUAAUUGAAAUGAAAUGAUUUAUAUGUGAAAUUAUGAAAGAUUAAAAAAUGUAGUUGAUUACUGUA